CUAAAACAAACGCCAAACUGACAGACCUGCAGCAACAGCAGUAUCUAGAGGCAGUGCAAGAAAAAUCAUAAACAAAUUUGCUGCACAAACGGGGGACCGAAGAUUGCGCCCAAAAUGGAAGAGCCAUCGGAUGAUGAGAAUUUUGAGCCGACGCCAAAGAAGAUCAAACGCGAUUGGCUCAAUAGCUAUUGCUAUUCCAACAAGGCCAUGGGCAUGAUGAAGAAAAUGGGUUACGAGGACGACAAGGGUCUGGGCAAGAGCAAUCAAGGUCGCUUGGAGCCCGUAAUUGCCGUCCAGCAGGAUGGCCGUCGUGGCUUUGGUCUCAAAUUGGACACCGUCCAUUGGUCAGCUGGCAAAUGGGAUCCUAAUUGUGAGGAUCUCGAGAUACCCGAACCAGUUAUCUGGCUAAAAAUUGAGGGCAAAAAUUGUGGUGCCUAUACGCUCGACGAAUUAAUGGCACACAUGGUGACCGGUCCGCGCAAGCUCAGUCUGGAUGAUGAGACGCUAUUCUGUGAUCCCGAGAUUCUUGAUCACAUCCUCAAAGCGAAGACCGUGUUCGAUGAUCUCAAUGAUACGGAGAAGCGUCGCGCCCGCUCCCGCUGCAAUCCAUUUGAGACUAUACGCAGCUCCAUCUUCCUAAAUCGUGCAGCCGUCAAAAUGGCGAACAUUGAUUCCAUAUGCGAGUAUAUGUUCACAGAGCCGAGAGAUCCACAAGGAAACACACUGCUUGGACACAAUGAGCUGCUUUACUUUGCGGAUAUCUGUGCCGGGCCUGGCGGCUUCUCAGAAUAUGUGCUUUAUCGCAAAUCGUGGGAGGCUAAAGGAUUUGGUUUUACGCUGCGCGGUGCCAAUGAUUUUAAGCUUGAAAGAUUUUUUGCCGCCUCACCGGAAUCCUUUGAUGCGUUCUAUGGCGACAAAGAUGAUGGCAAUAUUUUUGAUCCGAGCAAUCAGGACUCGUUGAAUAAUUAUAUACGAAAGCAUACGCCGCAUGGCGUUCACUUUGCCAUGGCCGAUGGCGGCUUCUCUGUGGAAGGACAGGAGAACAUACAGGAGAUACUCUCGAAGCAGCUGUAUCUGUGCCAGUUUGUGACGGCCCUAAAGAUCCUGCGCGUCAAUGGCAGCUUCGUUUGCAAGCUCUUCGAUUUGUUUACGCCAUUUAGCGUGGGAUUGGUUUAUUUGAUGUACAAAUGCUUUAAUCAGAUUGCGAUUAUCAAGCCGAACAGCAGUCGUCCUGCCAAUUCGGAACGUUAUAUUGUGUGCAAGAAUAAGAUGCCGGAGACGGAUGCGAUAACUAACUAUUUUUCCACCAUAAAUCACAUACUGCUUGAGCAGAGCGAGAAGCAGCCGGAGGAGCAGCUGGAUGUGAUUGAGCUAUAUAAUCGCAAGGAGAUGCUGGAGGAUGAGCACUUUAUGCGCUACAUCAUCGAUUCUAAUAAUGCCAUUGGAAAUAAGCAAAUUGUGGGAUUGCGGAAAAUUGCUGCAUUUGCCCAGAAUCUGGAGUUGAAGGAGCCUCGUCACUCGGAGGUGCGACAGGAGUGCUUGAAAUGCUGGGCACUGCCCGAUAAGCUACGCCAGGCGCCCGAAGUGAAGACAACGGAUCGACUGUUGGAGGAGCUGUUGCGUGAUUGGUCCAAGGAUCGCGCCUGGCUAAACGUACCCGCUCUGGAGCUGAACGGACGGACACCGUUGCAAAACAGCAUCCUGAAUGUGAGCGAUUGGCAUUUUAUGCCAAUUGGACGCGGCGAGAUCAAUAUCAAUGGCUGCACCCUGUUCCUAUGCAAGUCACGGGGCAAUUUGUUGCGCUACACGGAGCAUCGCAAAUGGGAGCUGGUCGAGUCCAGUUUCAAUGUGCAGCCACGUUCCAUAUUUUUCGGUGAGAUCGUGUUCGAGUACAGUGGCGAGGGACGCACCUCGCAAUGUGUCUCGGCGCUGCACAUUAUGGAUGCAAUCUGUUUGGGCGGCAUUGAUAUCCGUCGCCGUCCGUUCCUCGAGCGUGUCGCCCUGUGUAUGAAAUAUGCGCGCAGCCUGAAUAAACCGUUUAAAAAGGAGCGCACCUGUGGCGCCAUACGCUGCAAACCGAUCUUUCGGCUCCAGGACAUGAGUCGAUUCUUUAACGCGAUGCGUCCGUAUGUGCUGAAGGAUAACUCACAAAGAUUUGGAUAUACUCUCGAUGAUCAACGAUUUUUGGUGCCCGGUGGCAUUAUCAUAUUCUGUGAGCUGACCAUGAAUUUUGUGACGGCAUAUUCGAAAUCGCAUCAGCAGAUCUAUUAUUUCAAUACCAUUACCAGGGAGUCGCAGUUUAAGGAGCAGAUCGAGCCGCGACGCUUCAACGAGGUGUUCGCCUCGUUUCGCCAUAGCUAUACGCGACGGCAUCUCUGGAAAUGGACGAGUACUUUGCAGGUGGAGGAGCAUGCCACCGAGGAGAAUCCAAAGAUAUUGUAUCGCAGCAACUUUGAGAAAUUCAUUCAAAGAAAACUAAUGUCUAAUCCCAACUAGAACAACUACCAACUAAGUUACAUUUUAAAAGAGCGCUGCACGGAUCAGCGCGAUUUUU
Molecule: messenger RNA, 2554 nt
Organism: Drosophila grimshawi
Lineage: Eukaryota; Metazoa; Arthropoda; Insecta; Diptera; Drosophilidae
Gene: Cmtr1
Product: cap-specific mRNA (nucleoside-2'-O-)-methyltransferase 1
Exons: 2
Coding region: 115-2496 (793 amino acids)
Biological process (GO): 7-methylguanosine mRNA capping
Cellular component (GO): cytoplasm; nucleus
Molecular function (GO): nucleic acid binding; methyltransferase cap1 activity
Source: RefSeq, a predicted model, not a curated record